Messenger RNA from Mytilus trossulus (common blue mussel), 2783 nucleotides. Its product is annotated as sodium-coupled monocarboxylate transporter 1-like. Bases 220 to 2166 code for a protein of 648 amino acids. Gene Ontology annotation, cellular component: membrane. The record is from RefSeq and is a predicted model, not a curated record. Gene Ontology annotation, molecular function: symporter activity. Gene Ontology annotation, biological process: transmembrane transport; sodium ion transport. The transcript is spliced from 15 exons. NCBI's taxonomy places the organism in Eukaryota, Metazoa, Mollusca, Bivalvia, Mytilida, Mytilidae.
GCGAUCAAGGUCUAUCUCAGAAUAUUCUUAAUUCCUUAUCUAUUUCACAGCUAAAUAUUGUGAAAUAGACUUAUUCGUAGAAGGUCAUGUCCAAUGUUAAAGGCCACGUGUAGUUCGUUUAUCAAUUGAAAAAGGAUUAUUAUAGAUAUUUAUAUUCUUUGUUCGUAACUCGAAAAGGCAGUCAUUAUAAAUUAUUACUACAUUAAAAACAAAUACGAUAUGGCUGCCACCUUUACAGCUUUGGACUAUUGUUUAUUUGGUGCAGUGCUAAUUGUUUCUGGACUCAUAGGAGUUUACUAUUUACUUAAAGAAAAAUGGGGCGCCAAAGAAGCUUCAGCAGACGACAUUCUCAUGGGUGGCAGAGAAAUGCCCGUAUUCCCGGUUGCAAUGUCUUUAGUAGCAAGUUAUAUGUCUGCUAUCACUGUGUUAGGUACACCGACAGAAAUGUAUGUUUUUGGAAGUCAAUAUUAUUUAGUUGCAUUUUCUGGGCUACUAACAUACCCUGCGACAUGUUAUGUUUUUCUGCCAUUUUUCCACAAUCUUGGAUUAACAAGUGCGUAUCAGUAUUUGGAGUUGAGGUUUUGUAGAGCAACACGAUACCUGGCAGGUGGAAUUUUUGCUUUAGAAAUGCUUCUAUACAUGGCCGUCGUAUUGUAUGCACCAGCGUUAGCAUUGAAUCAAGUAACUGGAUUGUCUCUGUGGGGAUCUAUACUUAGUGUUGGUAUCGUAGUCACAUUUUAUACAUCUAUGGGAGGAUUGCGGGCUGUGUUGUGGACAGAUACCUUCCAAACAUUCAUUGUUGUUGGUGGUCUUAUUGGCAUUAUUUCUAUAGGGAGCGCAAAAUUAGGAGGAUUAGCAGAGGUCUGGAGAAUUGCUUCGGAAGGAAACAGAAUUGAAUUUUUCAAUUUUGAUCCUAGUCCAUUUGUGCGGUGCACAUUUUGGGGGUUAAUAGUAGGAAGUUUUAUUGGUCAGCUGACUAUCUAUGGAGCCAAUCAAACAAUGUUACAGAGAUACAUGAGUAUUAGUAAUGUUAGAAGCUCACAACUCGCAUUAUUUAUUAGCCUUCCAGCCACCAUGUUGCUUAUUACGCUAGUAUGCCUGAGUGGAUUAGUUAUAUAUGCUGCUUACGCUACUUGUGACCCAUUGCUAGAUGGAAAGAUUUUAGCCAGAGACCAGCUGUUGCCAUAUUUUGUUAUGGAAACACUGGGAACAGUUAAUGGCAUUCCUGGCUUAUUUGUUGCUUGCAUAUUCAGUGCCGCGUUAAGCUCUAUUUCAUCAUGUUUAAAUGCGUUAUCUAUUACUGUGCUUGAGGAUUUGAUCAAACCGACACUGGACUACUGUGAUGUGACACUGUCGCAGAGAACAGAGGCAAGACUCGCGAAACUGCUAGGUGUACUCGGUGGACUUCUUGUUAUUGGACUAGCGUUUUUGUGUUACUUUCUUGGAACUACUGUUUUGCAGAUUAUGAUAACAGUGUUAGGUAUGGCUGGUGGACCACUUUUGGCAUUGUUUAUAAUGGGAAUGUUUAUGCCAUGUGUGAAUGCAGUGGGAGCGACUGUUGGAACUAUAAUUGGAUCAAUUGUAAUAGUCUGGAUCGUCACUGGGGCAUUUGUUUAUCAAGCUCCAUUACCAGAAUUACCUUUUCGAAUAGAUGGAUGUGAUGUUAAAGACCAAAUAAAUGAUUUGUUUAACCAAUUUACAUCACACGUGGUAGACUUUAGUGCGACAAGUAAACCUGAUGUUGUAACAGAGAUAAUGCUAGAUCAUUCUGUAGACUGGUCUGGAUAUAAGAUAAUAUAUCAGUUGUCGUUUCUAUGGUAUCCAACGGUUGCUGUUGGUAUCUCUAUUGUAUUUGGAAUACUAAUUAGUUGGGCUACAGGAUGGAGAAAAGGGAAGAUAAAUUCACGCUACAUCUAUCCAGUGUCAGAAAAACUAUGUUGCUGUUUACCGGCAUUUUUGAUAAGAUGUUUUAACUGCAACCAGUUAUGGAAAUAUAAUCAACAAUCUGGGAGUGACUUACUUUCUGAUGAAGAAGAUGAAGAUGAUGAUAUUCCUAUAACGAUAUACACAAAGACUAAAAGUAAGGAAAAUGUUCAUCUAUUAUCUAAAGCUUCUACGAUUAAUCACGAGGACUUCGAGGCUGAUUUAAAGCAUAGUGUGAUAUAAGACUCAAAUGGUAUAACCCUUUUACAAACUUGAAGAAAGCUCGACUAUUUAUAAAGAACGGAUUCACAUUAAUAAAAAAGUGGCAUUGUACUCUCUGUUUUAAAUAACCAUACUAUCAACGUCAGAACUAAUCAUGAACAUGUAUAUAGGACAAUACUACAAAUGGUAAUUUAUUUUUCUAUACAAAUGCAGUUACUGUAUAUGUUCACCCAUUCCAUCAAUCAUCACUUGUAUUUAACUGCUUACGUCUUUGUGUUGUUUUUUUUUCCUUUUAAUUGUCGGUAAUCUGGUAAAGAUAUGGAUAGUAAUCUAUCGAAUGUCUUUUGAAUAUAAACAUUUGUUUUUGGUUUUUAGUCUUGACAUCCACACCUCACUAACAUAAGUUUAUUUCAUCAAUAACAUAUAUAAUAUAUGCCACCCCACCCCUUUCAUAUAUGUCAUAUGUAAAACAAACUAACAUUUUCUCUUUAAAUUGCUUUGUUCAAUAUUCAGUUGUGUGUCAUGGUGUGUGUUGAUCUAGUCUGUAUGUUACAGUUUCUUAUUUAUUUAAUUGUACAUUAUGUAUCUAUCUCUUUAUGUUAUAAAAAUUAUUAUGUCAAAUACAAAUAUCAAUCAUA